AUGGCUCGUUUAAUAGUUCCCCAAAAAUCUUUUCAUGAACUGUUACCAGUCGAUCCGGUACUUCCGAUGGCCUGUGCCAUCGAAAGUUCGUAUAUUGUCGAUGGACAUGGGGAAUAUUCUAUACGAGUCGCACGUAUCUCAAAUGAUCCGGCAUUUUCAUGGGUCAUAACGAAACGUUUCCGAGAAUUUGUGGAAUUAGAUAAUCUACUGAAAGAUUAUGGAUUUAAUUUCGAAUUGCCAAAGAAAAAGCUCUUCGGUAACACUGAUCCGAUAUUUAUGGCUGAAAGACAGAAGGGUCUUCAAGCAUAUCUCAACAUACUUGUACAGCACAUAGAACUUUGUAACUCAUUAACUGUGCAUCGUUUUCUCGAUCCAAAUAGUCAUUUAAUCAGUUAUCCUGAAUCCGCAUUACAACAUGUAUCGAUGUUUGUCCGUUCAAUGACUGAUGUUUAUCAGAUAAUCGAUCCAUUGCAAGAUUUUGGUUGGCGUUAUGACAAAAUGUACUUUCUUGCAACAAAGACCGGACGACCUAAACAUGAACGUUAUUUAUUAAUAUGGUGUCACUAUGGUUUAGACAAAGCAUUGAAUGAAAAAGCGAUUGGAAAUUGUUUAAAAUUACUCAAAUCGAUCUCUCAUCCGUUAAUUGCACCGAUCGAAGAUGUCUACGCAAAUGAAAGUGGCGUACUGACAGUGUGUCGCUUUUAUAAUCGCGGUUCUUUGAAGGAUUAUAUCUAUCGGACACGACCAGCUUGUGGUGUCUACUGGAGUCGAUAUGGACCGACAGUAACGACGAGAAGAUGCGACAUCAAUCAAAUAAGAACGUUAGGCCGUCAGAUUUUAGAAGGACUUUAUUUUCUCUAUGACAACCAUCUCAUGUACGGACAUUUACAUUCCGGAAAUAUCCUUGUUGAUUUGGAACAAUCUCAAACAAUCAAAAUUGUUGAUAUAGCGAAUGUUAUCACAGGUGUUUCAUCGAAAUACCGACAUUAUUUUUCUGAUUUGAAACAUAUUCGUACGCUAGAACAUUGUGAUAUUUAUUCGUUUGGACGCUUAUUAUAUGAACUGUCAACCGGUGAAGAAUGCCCAAUGAAUAUAUGUACAGAAUUGCCGCAUAUAAUUCCAAUGCCUGUUCAACAGAUUCUUUCAAAAAUUUUUAUCACAUCUGGAGAACUUCCAACUAUUGAACAAAUACUGAAUGAACCAUUCUUUCAAAUGAUGUUUUUGAAUGGUGUCGAACGAUUUCAAUUGACUUUGUCAGAGAAAGCUUUAGAAGUUUUCAAACAAAUUCGCCGAGUAGCGGAACAACGGCUGGAAAAUGAUCAAAUCAAAAUCAAAGCUGCUCAACGUCAAUCGAAAAUUACCAAUCAUCUGAUGUCCGCUGAAGAAAAACUUAAACGACGUCGUGAAAAACAAGCAAAAGCGUUAGAAAAACAAAUGGAAAGUAGUUUCACUUCAGUGGAUACUACGACAAAUGUUCCGCGUCCCGUCGCUGUCAAUCCAUUGCCUUCGACUACAUCAAAGCAAUCUUCCCCACCAAGUUUUGUGUCUCAAUUAUCAUCACCAUCAAUCUCCGUUGUUGCUGCAGCUAGUGACGAUCGAAACGAUUUGUUGAGUUCUAUCGCUGAAUUCAAUGUUUCGAAAUUGAAAAAGACGAAAACUAACGAUAGGAGUGCUCCGAAACUCGACCGAGAAAAAGAUAUAAUCUAA
Molecule: messenger RNA, 1707 nt
Organism: Adineta ricciae
Lineage: Eukaryota; Metazoa; Rotifera; Eurotatoria; Adinetida; Adinetidae
Source: the annotation of a GenBank genome assembly